Messenger RNA from Symbiodinium sp. CCMP2456, 354 nucleotides. The record is from the annotation of a GenBank genome assembly. NCBI's taxonomy places the organism in Eukaryota, Dinophyceae, Suessiales, Symbiodiniaceae.
AUGGCUUUCAGCCUCUGUCGUGUCUCUUCUUCGCCCUACGUUGCCCUGUUCACCUGGCUCUUGUUGCCGACGCCCUUUGCGCCAAUUCUCUCGCCAUGUAUAGGCUUUUCGGCGCUCCUUCUUAAGGAGGCGGCCUGGGGACGAGUGCAUGCUGAAAUUGCGUUCAGAAGCUUUACCAAUGCGCUGCUGACGAGCAUUGCCUUCUAUCAGUUAGAGUUGGUGCUUCCUCUGGGCAUGGCGCUGCUCUUCGAUGCCUUGGUCGGCGCUUUCGCGGCGGCGUACGCAGGUCUCGAGAUGUCUUCCGAAGACUUGGCCACGGCAGACGAUAGUGUCGGCACGUCACUGAACCUGCAG